AUAUUUAGACGAUGGAAUCUCAGAUCUCAAACCCUAACAACCGCAUCCAUAUGCAGCCAAAGCAAGACACACCAAAUCAUUGAAAAUCCCUCGCACACUGCUGCCAUGUUUCCUUCUCAUCAAAAUAACGAGCUUUCCUCUCAGAUUUCUUUUACUCCGUACCAAGAAAACACAAUUCCACAAGAUCUGAAGGCAAUUGAUGACCCAAGUGAGAACCAUAGCAUGGGAAAGAGCCGUCAGCGAAACCCAUGUUCUAGUCACAACAAAGAUGAGAAUACUGACGAGAUUAGUGCCAAAAGGAAUGUACAUAGAGAUAUUGAGAAACGAAGAAGGCAAGAGAUGACCACCCUUUACACUUCGCUUAGAAAUCUACUACCUCUUGAAUACAUCAAGGGAAAGCGUGCCAUGUCAGAUCACAUCCAUGAAGCUGUGAAAUAUAUAAACGACCUGCAAAAGAAAAUUAAAGAACUUAGUUUCCUGAGAGAUGAGAUGAAAAAACUAUCCAAGUUGAGGGUUCUUGAGCCCGAGGGUGAUAGGUUGAAUGGCUUUGCACCAACUUCUGUAAUGGUACGCCCAUGUUUUGUUGGGGUUGAGGUCGUUAUCAAUAGUGGGUUUGGGAAUCAAAGUUUGCACCUUUCAAGAGCAUUGGAAUUGCUACUUGAAGAAGGGCUAGAUGUUGUUAAUUGCAUUUCCACCAAAGUGAAUCAAAGAGUUAUCCAUACCAUUCAAUUUGAGGUCAGCUACAUGACAUGCAUUGAUAUGUCUGAGCUGCAAAACAAACUAAUUCGAGCAAUUCCUUCAACGGGUGCUGAAAAUUCCUAGUAAUUAACAAUGUACCUAUGGUCUUUAAGAAUUAAAUCCUCCAGCAAAGAGGGUAUCAUCUGAUUUCACGAAAACUUGAGGUUGGUUCAGUUCAUUUCUGUAUGAUAUAAAAUAUUAAACCCAGUUGUUUGUUUGUGAGAUACUCGUUAGCAGAAUUUUGACAAUAAGAUAUUAGAUUACAGCAUCUUCAGAAUCAGAAAGUGGAAAUGAUGCCGCCAUAUUGUUGCGUGAGCAAGAGGGGUGAUUCUGCUGUGCAUGGUUCCAUACGUUUCCUCAUCCUCUUGUAAUAUGCAUAAUGAGUUGAGUAUAAACUCACUCAACUGAUAUGGAUUUACCAAGUUAUAAGAGAAAUUAAACAUAUACAUCAGUGCAAAAACAUAUGCAAGUCAUCAUAAUCAUUUGCUGUUUACAUGAGAAAUUAACGAUAUAUCAAUUCAUGAUUGAAGAAUCAAUGGCAUGGGAGACUGUAGGAUAAAACUUUAUGUAGACCAUUUUAUUUUACUAGUUGUAGAAUGGUUCCUAUGAAAUAUUUUCAGGGAAAUGCCACCCAUAUAGAUGUGAGAUUCAUUCCCUGUAACCUAUGGA
Messenger RNA from Manihot esculenta (cassava), 1407 nucleotides. Its product is annotated as transcription factor bHLH118. Gene Ontology annotation, biological process: regulation of transcription by RNA polymerase II. The transcript is spliced from 3 exons. The record is from RefSeq and is a predicted model, not a curated record. NCBI's taxonomy places the organism in Eukaryota, Viridiplantae, Streptophyta, Magnoliopsida, Malpighiales, Euphorbiaceae. Gene Ontology annotation, molecular function: protein dimerization activity; RNA polymerase II transcription regulatory region sequence-specific DNA binding; DNA-binding transcription factor activity, RNA polymerase II-specific. Gene Ontology annotation, cellular component: RNA polymerase II transcription regulator complex. Bases 106 to 822 code for a protein of 238 amino acids.